CAAAAGCACCAAUGGACAAGCUUCUACUCUCCCACAUUCACGUAGCGAUAUUAGCUGCCCUUCUCUUGCUCACCCAUGGAAAGGGGUUUAUAGAAUCAUCAUCAUCAUCAUCAUCAUCAUGUUGCCAUCUAAACGAUACAGUCACCGGCUGUAUCGCCCACGAGAGAUCCGCGCUUGUCGGCUUCAAAGCAGGCCUCUUGGACCCUGCGAACCUCCUUUCAUCGUGGAAGGGUGAUGACUGCUGCAAAUGGAAGGGUGUCUACUGUAGCAGCAGAAACAACCACGUUGUCAAGCUCGAUCUCCCGGGCCAUGGUUGCGACCAUAAUGACGAUACGAUGACGCAAGUGCUGGGAGGCAACAUCAGCUCCUCGUUGCUUGGUUUGCAACAACUAAAGUAUCUCAACCUCAGCUGCAAUGGGUUCGAUGGGGUGCAAAUACCAAAGUUCAUAGGUUCUCUCCACAAGUUGAGAUACAUCGACCUAUCUAUGUCAAUGUUCACGGGAAGGAUACCACCGCAGCUGGGAAAUCUCUCCAGCCUACGGUACUUAAAUCUCGCUUCUAAUACAUACUCCAAUGGUAUCACCUGGCUGUCACGGUUAACUUCCCUUGAGCACCUAGACCUGACCUUUGUGGACCUCAGUACAGUUGUGCACUGGCUUCCGGUGAUGAACAUGCUUCCAUCUCUGAAAGUUCUUUACCUCCGCAAUUGUUUCCUUAGAACUAGCUCUGGAUUACUUCAGCUUUCAAAUCUGACAUCUCUUGAAAGACUAGACCUUUCUGCCAAUAACUUCCGUACAUAUAUCACACCCAACUGGUUUUAG
Messenger RNA from Triticum aestivum (bread wheat), 821 nucleotides. Its product is annotated as receptor-like protein EIX2. Bases 12 to 821 code for a protein of 269 amino acids. The record is from RefSeq and is a predicted model, not a curated record. The transcript has a single exon. NCBI's taxonomy places the organism in Eukaryota, Viridiplantae, Streptophyta, Magnoliopsida, Poales, Poaceae.